This is a messenger RNA of Pseudocercospora fijiensis CIRAD86, 2124 nucleotides long. RefSeq lists its product as uncharacterized. Bases 1 to 1491 code for a protein of 496 amino acids. The transcript is spliced from 3 exons. Lineage: Eukaryota; Fungi; Ascomycota; Dothideomycetes; Mycosphaerellales; Mycosphaerellaceae. The record is from RefSeq and is a predicted model, not a curated record.
AUGGCCAAUGCUGAGGAGGACAUACGACUUCCUGUUACUCUACUGGACCUACUGUCCAUUUCUCUGGUUCUGCGGCAGACUGCGCCAUAUCUAUCGGUAAAAGAGCUGCGACGAUUGUCCUUGACCAGCCAGAAGCUCCGGUCACUCAUAUAUGGCGAAUCUGAGGCAUGGAGCCAUUUGAAUCUUGUCGGAGUGAAACGGGCCAUCAUCGAAACCGCGCCGAUUGAUGUUGGCGGGAUCUCUUGGCGGGCGGAACGCAUGGACGAGAGCUUGACCGAAGACGACUUCUAUGCUGGGCCACUGCGCGGCAUUCUCGGAAGCCUACAUUCGAAGCAAGUCUUGAAGUUUGUGCAAACACUCAUUCUCGAUGGGCUCACCGUGCCCGCGGAUCUGGUUCGUGAGAUGCUGGCAGAAGAUCGAUAUCAUGUUCGGGUCCUCAGUCUACGAGAAGCUCGACAACUGAAUGUCACGAAAUUGCAGCAAAUCCUGCGCUACAGCGUUCGUCCAACACGAGAUGUGACUUCACCAAGACUCAAGGCACUCUACAUCUUUGGACCAAAAGAUGCAUCUCGAUUUGUUGUACCAAGCAACUUCAAACUUGAAUCGGCACCUUCUCUAGGCGUCAUGGGCUCGGGAACACAGCUUGGCGGCGCACAGAUUGGAGCCGACUGGAACGCACGCUCAUCGAACGACAUGCAAGCAUACCUCGCCGAUGAUGAACGGAAGUGGUACGGCUGCAACGGGCGAGUUAUCAAGCGACCCUUUUCGGAAUGGGCCGAAACGCUUCAGGUCUGCAAGGGCAUUAUCAAUUUUGAUGCAGUUCUCUGUCGAGGGCCAAGACACGACAUCACCAAAGUUGCCAGCAAGGACUUCCUUCAGCCUACUAUUGCCACUAUCGCACUGGGUCCGGCUGGCUGCGAGACUUGUCACUCAUGUCCAGAGCAGCCUGCACUGUUUGGCGAGAGUGCCGAACACACUCUGCCUCUCUUAGCACCGAUACCUCUCCAUUCUUCGACGGUGCGAGCUGCCAUACGGCCCGAACAACAGCCAGAUGGCAGCUUUCCAAGCCUCAUUCUCCGAUGCGAGGACUGUCUAAGAGGCCGAUGGUGCGAGCAAUGCAAUCGAUGGUGGUGCGAAGGCUGUUAUCAGGAACCAGUCUCGCGAGCAACAUUGCGCACUGAGCUGCAACAAGCUGAAAUGCGAGAAGACCUCCAGCGUGACGGGUGGGCAUCAGUGACAAAUGCUCCGGCUGGCAACCAAGCCGGCGUGCAUCGAGACUGCUACCUAUGCGGCAGAACUUGUCAAGCCUGCAAAGACAGUUUCAUCCGCACAUGCCGAAGCUGCAAGCAGGAAUACUGUUUCCCGCAUGAUGAGAACUGCACCGAAGCAAAGAUUGCUCCGCGACCAGCGAAUAACAGCUACAAAUCCGACGACGUCGCCUGGAGAACAUACCAACGAUCUUUCGCAACUCCAAUGUCGUUCCCACUCUAGAUCUCGAAUGAGCAUCUACAAUCCUUGAUUGCGCAGGGGAGGAGAGCAGCCAAGGAGGCAACAAAGCAGUAUUCAGAGUCGAUCGAAAGGUGGAAAGGUCUAAACGCUAUACCGCUAUUAACCUAAAAAGGAUUGGAGGAGGCUAAAGCGCUUGGUAGUAGGGGUGGGUCUAGACCGUCUAGUCAACAUUUUCGCCUUCCAAGUUCCGGAUACCCCCCGCCCCGGUCCCUUACGCAGUAGCGCAUAUCCUGUUAUGCCUUCCCUUUCAUCUGCGUCCGUCUUUCAACUUCAUCCUCUCUUCUCUAAAAUUAAGCCAUGGACAUUCUUGCCGAACCACGGCGCGAUGAUGAACUAUGCCGCAAUGUCCGAGCAGGAAAUCUGUCUGGCAUCCAGGACGCAAUCCACGAGCUCGAAAAAGACGACAAGCUUCCUCCGAGAAUCUGAACGCGCGCAAUGACCAUCUGCAUCUCAAACAAGAACAUACAAGCAUUGAGAAUCCUCCUCGAUCAUGGUGACGCGAAUGAAAGUGUCGUGGAAGAAGCGGCCAAAAGCGAGGAUAUUGAGAUCUUGGGGAUUGUGCUUAAUCAUGGCUGGCCUGUGGAUCGUAGCUUAAGAAAAGGUUCAAUUCCUUCG